Molecule: messenger RNA, 1220 nt
Organism: Lycium ferocissimum
Lineage: Eukaryota; Viridiplantae; Streptophyta; Magnoliopsida; Solanales; Solanaceae
Product: dehydration-responsive element-binding protein 1B-like
Exons: 1
Coding region: 83-757 (224 amino acids)
Biological process (GO): regulation of DNA-templated transcription
Molecular function (GO): DNA-binding transcription factor activity; DNA binding
Source: RefSeq, a predicted model, not a curated record
GUACCAUCACUACUAUACUACUACAUCAUCUCUUUUCUUGAAAAAUAAAUAAAAUUAAACCACUUUGGUCUCUUAGCUUCAUAUGGAUUUUGAAGAUGACCAAACUUCUUCUUCAUCAUCUUCCUCCGAUCAUGAUAUUCUUGAUAAUAAAGAUAAGAAUGUUGACCUUUCUUCAUGUUCCAUGAAUAAUAAUGUACAUUUCAAGAAGAGGGCAGGGAGGAAAAAAUUCAAGGAGACGCGACAUCCGUUUUAUAGAGGAGUUAGGAAGAGGAAUGGAGAGAAAUGGGUGUGUGAAAUACGCGAGCCCAAUAAAAAGUCAAGAAUUUGGCUAGGUACCUUCUCCACUCCUGAAAUAGCAGCUAGGGCGCAUGAUGUUGCUGCCCUAGCCCUUCGGGGAAGUAAAGCCCUCCUUAACUUCCCCGACUCUGCUUGGUCUCUCCCUAAAGCUAAUUCGUCUUCCCCUCGCGACAUCCAAAUUGCGGCUCUUCAAGUUUCCAAAGAAGUAAUUGUGUCCUCUCCCUUGAAACAACCUAUGGCAUAUUUGGAGUUAGAAGAAGAAACAACUUGUUUUCAAAUCCCCAAAAAUGAUCAAGAGAAUUCUUUAAUGGAGUUUAUGGAUGAGGAGGCAAUGUUUAAUAUGCCAGUGUUUAUUGAUAGCAUGGCAGAGGGGAUGCUUCUAACUCCACCAGCUAUGAAAAGAGGUUUCAAUUGGGAUGAUGUUGGGGAAGACAUUGAGUUCACUCUGUGGAAAGAUUGAUUUUGUAUGUCUGUUUGUUUUGAGACAUAACAGAAGUAAUUAAUUAAAAGUGAUUAUAUCUAACAGUUUAAGAUUUUAGAUAAGACGGUCACACAAUCUCAACAACUUGUGCAUGCAAAAUACGAUAUGUUUCAUAACGAAUGAGUAUCAACUGCCUGGCUAUUAAUUUGGCGUUUAUACAUACUACAGUUCUUAUGCUUGUUAUCUGCAGCAAUGUAAAACCUACUGUAUUUCAUCUGUAGUUCUUAAUUUGAAAAGAAACUACAGUAAGGUAUAACUAUAUAUAGGGUUUGAUACAGGAGAAUAGAUAGAAUAUGCCCAAAGUUGCUCAUUAUUGAAACCCCUUUUGCUGUUUUUUUAUUUAUUUAUAAGAUUUCUCAGGUUAGAUAAGAUGUUGUAUUGAAUGAGAUAAAGUACAAAGAGGGGGGAUAUAACCUUUCCUCUAUAUCUGUCUACAUUAUUA